This is a messenger RNA of Colletotrichum karsti, 3228 nucleotides long. Its product is annotated as udp-transferase. NCBI's taxonomy places the organism in Eukaryota, Fungi, Ascomycota, Sordariomycetes, Glomerellales, Glomerellaceae. The transcript has 5 exons. The coding region runs from base 1 to 3228 and encodes 1075 amino acids. Gene Ontology annotation, biological process: carbohydrate metabolic process; phosphorylation. Gene Ontology annotation, molecular function: hexosyltransferase activity; UDP-glycosyltransferase activity; phosphotransferase activity, carboxyl group as acceptor. The record is from RefSeq and is a predicted model, not a curated record.
AUGUCUGCCGCGCUCACAUCCGACGCAUCCGACGUUGGCACGGCUCCCGGGGCCACCGUCGUCGCCGCCCCGGAGAGACCGCCGCCGGCGCUGCGGCUCAACGUCGUGAUCCUCUUCAUGGGCUCCCGCGGCGACCUGCAGCCCUCCGUCGCGAUCGCGAAACGCCUGCAGGAACGGCACGGCCACCGGGUCCGGAUCGCCUCGCACCCGCCGUACCGCGCCGCCGUGGAGGCCGCGGGGGUCGACUUCUACGCCGUCGGCCGCGGCUGCGACGUCAGGGCGAUGAUGCGGCGCAGGCUGCUGCCGCGGGGGGAGCUGCGGGCGCAGGUGCCGGCGAUACGGGAGGAGUUCAGGGAGAUGGGGACGCGGUGGUGGGGGGCCUGCGUCGGGGAGGGGUAUGAGGAAGAAGAAGAUGAUGACGAAAGGGGGGGCAGGAAAGAGGAGGACGGGUUCGUGGCUGAUCUUGUGGUUUCGUCGAUGAUUGUUUUUAAUCAGACGUCCGCGGCGGCGAGGUUGGGCGUGCCGUUGCACUUGUUCGGGAUGAAUCCGAGGAUUUACUCGAGGGAUUUGCCGCAUAGUCAGGCGGGAUGGGCUGUUGGGGGCGGGAGGGUGAGGAGGGAUCUUAGUUGGUGGGUGCAGGAUUUCAUGUUCCUACACACCAUCAAGUCCGUCUUCAACGACGUCCGCUUCGCCAUGGGCCUGGAGCCGAUGUCACCGGCAUGGUGGCUCAGCCAGUACAACCGCCUCGACGUGCCCUGCACGUACCUCUGGUCGCCGCUGCUUCUCCCGAAACCUCGAGACUGGGCCGACAACAUCCGCGUCUCGGGCUUCGUCUUCGACGACGUGCCCGAGUCGUACGCGCCCCCCGAGGCCCUCGUCUCGUUCCUCGAGGCCGGGGACGCGCCGCCCGUGUACAUCGGGUUCGGGAGCAUGACCUUCGUCGACGCGCAGGAGGUCUUUCGGAAGAUCUUUGAGGUGUUAAGGGAGAUGGGGGUGAGGGCUGUGGUGUGUAAGGGCUGGAGCGAUUUCGCGUGGGAAGAGGUCGGUGAGAAGGGGGUUCAGGGGGCGGACGGGCUGGAGAACGUGUUGGUGAUUGACGAGGCGCCGCACGCGUGGUUGUUCCCCAGGUGCAGAGCUGUGGUGUGUCACGGGGGCAGCGGGACGACGGCCAUGGCUUUGAGGAGCGGGCGGCCUACGCUGGUCAUUCCUGUGGCCGGCGACCAGCCGUUCUGGGGCUCGAGGGUGGCUGCGGUUGGGUGCGGGCCGGCGCCCGGGUUCGGGAUCGCGGAGUUGACGGUCGACAAGUUCAGGGAGAGCCUGGGGGAGCUGUUGAAGCCUGAGUAUGCGCGGGCUGCGGAGAAGUUCGCUGACGAAGUCGGGAGGGAGAGGCCCGGGGAGGAUGUUUGCGUUGAGGACUUGUUGGAGACUGUGAGCGUUUACAAGAGCUGGCGGUGUGAGGUCUUUCCUGCGAGGCCGGCGGUCUGGAGUGUGGAUGGGAGGAAGCUGAGUGCUCUGGCGGCGGAGGUUUUGGUGAAGGAGGGAAGGGUGAGGAGGGAGCAGCUGAGGGCGGCGGAUGUGAUGAAGUGGCCUGACUUGGUCAGUCCUGGAGAUCCUAUCACAGGGCUGUUCUUUGGGGUCAACAGGGUCAUCAACGGCCUGAAGGAGAAGGCGGUGCUUGACGUGUUGCUCCAUAUCAUUACAGCACCGUUGACUAUUCUCGCGAGCGUCACGUUCGGGAUGUUUAAUCUCGUGGAGUUUCUGCUCUACAAGCUCGCUUCCCCUUUCAAGCCGAGGAUGUUCGCGAGUAACCCGAGGGUCUACAGCUACGGCCAGAUGCUGUCGUUCUUGGUCUCCACGCCGCUGGUUGAGUUGGGUAGUCUGGCUACACAGCCCGGGGCUCUGAAGAAGAAGGGGAGAAGCACCGGAAGGGUUGUUGCUGAAGUCCCGCUCGCGAUUGUCAGGACGUUGAUCGCCUUGAUCAACGUCUUGAUUGGGUUCGUCGGUAUCAGUCUGAGGCAGGCCGAUUUGGCCUGCGCCAAGGCCAUGGGCGAGAGACCGAGGAGGGACGUCGUGGCCGAGGCGAGGUUCAGGCAGGGGAGGAUCGAGGCCGAGAGGUUCGCGGUUGAGAGGGCCGAGGAGGGGGACACCGGCUCCUCGGAAAUUUCUCCUUUCGAAGCGACCGCCGCAAUCGCAAAAGACACCGGGAAACGGCCCUCCAGUCUCAGCGAGCAGCCAGCGUUUUUCGGCGACCCCGCGCUUUGCCUUACCUUCGUCAACGCAACGGCCUUCGACACAGCGACCACCCUCUACACCUCGUUUUCCCGUUCGCCUCCGGAAGCGCCCCCGACUGCGACGCGAUACGGACGGUCGACUUUGGGUGGCACGCAAAGGGUGAAAGAGAGGAUCGAGAUCGAGUCUGACGACGAGAGCGAUUUGCAAGACGGGGCAAAAGUCGCGCCGCAACUCACAGGCUUCUCAGUGAACGACUCGAUUGAGGCUGAGUCGGUGACGUCCAGCCAGGUCCAUAGCGAUAUCGACGAGAGGACGCCAAAGAGGAGGCGCAUUUCGGUUUCAUCUGCGCUUAGUUGGCAGGAUGACAAUCGGGAUGAUCUUUCAGGUGCCUUUCACGAAGAACCUCCCGUUUAUGACGAAGACGCGGAGGAGGAGGAUGAAGUAAUACCGGAUGUGAGGGAGGAAUUCUCGCCCGACGUCGAAGACAUGUCGAUGGACGAAGACCCCGGCCUACCCGAUCCCAACCCAGGAGAACCAGCCAAAACGCAGCCGAAAUUUCACCAAGCCCCGCGCUUCAAGAUCCAAGAAGCACAAAACCCGCGCCAAGAAGGGUUGCCGGAGGCCUUCUCGCCGCAGCGCCGUGGACCCAAGUACAUCGCCGGCGGGCUUGCCGCGGAGCUACAGUCUUGGCUGGCGGAGGUCAAGGGGUGGGGAGGCGGCGACCGACCUCCAGAUCUGGUUAUGAAUAUUGUUAUCGACGAAGUUAGCCCCGGGAAUCGGAUGUAUCUCGUAAAGGGCCGAAGGAUUGUUGAAGACGAGGAUACGACAGAAGAGAUCUCGGCUAGACUGAUGCUGGCUGGAGAAGGGAGGCUCACAGGGCUAGGACAGAAGGCGCCGGUGGUUUUGGGGAGUAGCGUUGCGAUAUCCCAGCCUGCAUGGGAGGUCAAGCUUGAGGGGACGAACUGGAUUGUUGCCUGCGACUGGGCUAUUUUGUAA